This is a messenger RNA of Magnolia sinica, 3757 nucleotides long. RefSeq names its product protein GAMETE EXPRESSED 2. The record is from RefSeq and is a predicted model, not a curated record. NCBI's taxonomy places the organism in Eukaryota, Viridiplantae, Streptophyta, Magnoliopsida, Magnoliales, Magnoliaceae. Gene Ontology annotation, biological process: pollen sperm cell differentiation; actin cytoskeleton organization. The transcript has 17 exons. Gene Ontology annotation, molecular function: actin filament binding. The coding region runs from base 166 to 3600 and encodes 1144 amino acids.
GAUCUCUUCCUGAAAGACGGUUUUCUCACGUCCAUUUCCUAACCGUUUCCCUCCACCCUUCCCAUUCAAAAAGAACUCCUUCAAAACCACUAUCUCUUCUCAUCCCAAUCAUCACUGAAAACCAAACCCUUUUGAGAGAGAGAGAGAGAGAGAGGGAGGGAGGAAAUGAAGCACAGGACAUUGAUUACCAUAAAUCUCUGGUUUCUCCUCCGUAUUCUACUUUCAAAUCUCACAUUUGCCUCCGAAUCGGCAUCGUCUAACGAUACAAUACACCCGCCUGGCUUUGCCACCAGUUGGUUAGAUGGUCAGAAUGUAUUGAGGGCUGGUGAUACAGCAACUAUCAAAAUAAAAGUGAUGGACAGUAACAACAGUGACUUAUACCCCCAUCCUGAGAAAUAUAUGGUUCGGUUUACACUUUCUGUGAAUGGAAGAAAGGGAAAUAGUUCAUAUGUAUCCGGCGUAUCAGCAUCUCCCGAGGCGGACCCCACUAACUGGAAUAUUACGUUCAUCCCAAUUAUAGUAGGGAACUUUACUGUAAUCAUUGAUGAUUAUCGUUCUGGGACCCGUGACAGAACACUUCAUUUCAAUGUUACCGCAGGAAAAAUACAUGAAUCCGUUUCCAUUGCUUCGUGGAUGAAUCUUGUGAACGAGUUCGUGGCGGGAACAAAAGCUAAUGUUAUAAUACUUCCUAAAGAUGCAUUUGGGAAUGAUGUGUCUUUGACAAGUGAAGAGUCAGAUUCAUGUAAAUUUAUGGCAUCUAUAUCUUAUGAAAAUGGUUCGGCUGUAAGUUUGGAUAUCACAUUUAAAAGUUGGAACGAAGUUGGAUAUAUUGGUUUUGAGUUCUUGGCUACCAUAUCUGGAAGUUUCUUGUUACACGUAGAGGGUAGAAAUCAGUCCUUGAACGGCUCCCCUCUACUGUUCAAGGUGAGACCAGGACCUCUAAGCAUCACCAAUUGUGUGGCCAAAUGGAGUUAUGAAACAAACGCCUUGCAAAUAUUUUCUAAGCUGGAAAUCUUUAUACACCAGCAAGAUUGGUUUGGAAAUCUUGUCCCGAUUUUGUUCCCAUUUGAUGCUCGAGUGGUUGAGAAGGCGAUGAAUUUGUCCAUCCCUGUAUCAGAUAUUUACUUUGAAGAAGCGUCACAAGGAAUUCAAUUGCUUUCUUUCACUGUAUCUGAACCAGGAAAUUUCACACUUACCAUUUUUGAUGAUGUGGGAGGUGAAAGCAUCUCCAAUAUGCCAUAUGAAUACACUGUCUUUGUAGGUUAUUGUGAUGGGUUUAACAGUGUUGUAAAUGGAUCCGGUUUAGCCAGUUCUGUUGCCGGUAAGAUGUCGUCAUUCUCGGUUUAUUUGGAAGAUAAGUACCAUUAUCCUUCUCCAGUUGAUGCAGAAAGACUUCGUGUACAAAUCAUAAGGAAAAUUGAUUCAUAUAAUGUGCAGCCAACCAUACACCCUAUGGUUGUAGAUGGGUACGGGCAGGGUGGACAAAAUAACUAUGGUGCUGGAGGCCAUGUUGGAAGUGCUCCUGCAUUAUCUGUUGAUCUAAAUAACACUGCUAGUUCUUUUGAUGUCAUUUAUACACUCGAGAAGUCCGGAAUCUAUGAAAUUUGGGUUUUUUGUGGAAAUAUUCCAUUAAAUGGUGGUCUUCCUUAUGCACUUGAGGCAUUUCCAGGCAUGGUCGAUGCAUCGCAAUCAAGCAUAGUGAAAUUUGUUCCGAGAGUAGCGAAACAUGUCAUAAAUGAAUUAGUAGUGCAACUCAUGGAUUCAUUUUCUAACCCUGUCACGUCUCAACAGAAAAAGUUGAGCUUUGAGAUUGAUCCCAUCCGUAACUCUAGUUUCUUGAGAUGGGACUUUAUUGAUAAUAAGGAUGGAUCAUAUUUUGGUUACUAUCUACCAACCAUUCUGGGCACUUACAAAAUAUCCAUUUUGUUUGAGGACAAGCAUCUGUCUCCUUCUCCCUUUGAGAUCAGCGUGCAUGAAAGAGAGUAUUUCCCUAAAGCCUACAAUUAUACUAUUUCUGUUUGGGAGAAUGAAUCAAUUGCUUUUCAUGCCCUCGAAAAUUACUAUUCUGCAUACGGCAUUAUGGAUAGUGCUGAAAUCUUGAUGCCGCGUUUUGGGUCACUUCUCCAGUAUGGACAGAUAUUCAGAUACACACCUUACAAAGGAUUUUUUGGAAAUGAUUCUUUCUCUUACACAAUUUCUGAUAAAAAUAAGAAUGUUGAUACCGGCACCGUUACUAUCUCUGUACUCAGUUCCCCACCGCAAUUUCUUUCUUUACCAAAUCUAUUGCAAGUAACUGAAGAUGUGAUAGGUCCCAGUUCCGGUGGCUUCUGCGGAUUCAAGAUAAAAUAUUCAGAUCAGAUGGACAACAUCUCCAUUACUCUCAGUGCACUAUCUGGCACUAUAUUUCUUGCUCCGAUGCCAAUGCAGUGUUUAGAGUUAUUGGGAGGGGGACGUUCCGUGAACAAAGAAGUGAAGGACUUGAUCUUAGUAGGCCGUGUUGAAGUAAUUAAUUCCGCACUGCAAUUCAUUCAAUAUCUUGGAGAUGAGAACUUCUAUGGAAGCGAUUUCAUCAAUAUCUCUACCAUGAACAAAAAUGGAAUACAGGACACCCAUGUCCCGAUUUUUGUGGAACCUAUCAAUGACCCUCCAUUUAUUUGUGUCCCGGAAUAUAUACUCUUGGAGUGGAAGGGAACCAUGGACUAUCUGCAGAUCUUUGACAUACAAAAAGAUAAGUUUGAGUUCUCUAUUGGGGAUCCAGAUUUUAUCAACUUCACGGGUAAUAAAUCACACUUUGUGGUUGUUCUCUCUAUGGAAGUCAGUGCUGGGACUCUAAAAACCACUCUACCCAUUGAUCUUAUCAAUGCAACAGAGCUGAAACUAGAGAAUAGCAAUCAGUGGCUGCCCCUUCCAAAUUUUGUUAAAAUGUCAAACCAUUUUGUGAUCAAAGGAAAAGGAGUUAGACUCCGAGGGUCAAUCAAGGACUGCAAUGAUGCAAUGCGCCAGCUGUUAUAUAGAGAGUUUAUUUUGCAGGGUGAAGAACACGGCGCUGUUCUAUCUGUGAGUGUCAAUGAUAUGGGAAAUUACGGAUGCUAUCCAGAUUGUACACAAAAGACAUCAUCGCCCCUUUUUGCUGAAGCUACUGUAAAUCUGAUCAAAAGGAGGCCAAUGAAUUCGCUGCUAGCUCAUACACUUGGAUCAGCAAUAAUCACAGAGUUUGUUACAAUGCUUUUCUUGGGAACGUUACUACUAUUCUUUAUCUGUAAAUGUGCAAUUGCUUUGGCCAAUGAAAGGAGAAGGCUUGAGUUCGGAGACAGCAAACAUUCCAAAUUAGAUGAUUUUAACAAACCAACGUUUAGUGCAUCUGCAUCUGAGAAUAUGACGUACUUCACUGGAUGUUCCACUUCCUUCUUGCUCAGGAGGCAAUGUUCCAACUUCCGCCAACGGUCGAACAGACUACCAAGCCACGAAGAAUCUAUCAAUGACAGAUAUUGUUCUACACGAAUUUUGAGCGAUGAUCAUUGUCAGCUGAGCCCUCCCACCGGUUUUGUCCCUCUUGCUAUUGAAAGAGGGGACAAAGGCAAACAGCCUGUGUCCAUGUGAAAAUUCAAAGGGUGAUUUAUGUAUUGAAGUUGUUGCAAAAAUGUAAGACUGAAAACCUAGACAUUUAUCUGAACUUGGAUUAUUGUAUAAGGAAUUAAAAUAAACUAAAAGAAAAAAGAAAGAAAAAAACAUACUUUCAUGGAUGGAUCGAUUUAAA